Molecule: messenger RNA, 1126 nt
Organism: Sorghum bicolor (sorghum)
Lineage: Eukaryota; Viridiplantae; Streptophyta; Magnoliopsida; Poales; Poaceae
Product: nuclear transcription factor Y subunit B-3
Exons: 8
Coding region: 178-681 (167 amino acids)
Biological process (GO): regulation of transcription by RNA polymerase II
Cellular component (GO): CCAAT-binding factor complex; nucleus
Molecular function (GO): DNA-binding transcription activator activity, RNA polymerase II-specific; protein heterodimerization activity; RNA polymerase II cis-regulatory region sequence-specific DNA binding
Source: RefSeq, a predicted model, not a curated record
CCUCGGCUUCCUCCAUCGCACCCACCCGGAGCGCCUCCUCUUCUCCAGCGUCCGAUCCCCAUUCCCCACCUCUCCUCCUCCCUCUGCGGCCAGCUCCUGCCCCCUUCUCUCCCCCUCCUCGCCCCUCCGCGCGCGCGUUUUUAUAAGGGUUUCGGCGGAGGCGCCCGGUCGCCGGCGAUGGCGGACGACGGCGGGAGCCACGAGGGCGGCGGCGGCGGCGGCGGCGGCGGAGGCUACCGGGAGCAGGACCGGUUCCUGCCCAUCGCCAACAUCAGCCGGAUCAUGAAGAAGGCCGUCCCGGCCAACGGCAAGAUCGCUAAGGACGCUAAGGAGACCCUGCAGGAGUGCGUCUCCGAGUUCAUAUCCUUUGUCACCAGCGAGGCCAGCGACAAAUGUCAGAAGGAAAAGAGAAAGACGAUCAACGGGGACGAUUUGCUUUGGGCGAUGGCUACAUUAGGAUUCGAGGAGUACGUCGAGCCUCUCAAGAUUUACCUGCAAAAGUACAGAGAGAUGGAGGGUGAUAGUAAGCUGUCUACAAAGGCUGGCGAGGGCUCUAUAAAGAAGGAUGCGAUCAGUUCCCAUGGUGGCACCAGUAGCUCAAGUAACCAGUUGGUUCAGCAUGGAGUUUACAACCAAGGGAUGGGCUAUAUGCAGCCACAGUACCACAAUGGGGAUACCUAAUAAAGGGCUAAGACAACCAAAUUUUAUGUGUCUAUCCAUCAGCUAGGGAAGUCUCUGCAUUGCUUACCAUGUUUAUUGGCAGAAAACAGAAGGCACCUACAAAGGGUGUUGAUUUUUGCGAUGGCUGCCUCUCAGUUGUAAAUUGGCUUCCAUGAGAAUAGUUCACCUAUGGUUUAGCGCUGCUUUUGUCUGUAUAUUUAGAAUGGUUUGACUGCUGCUAUUUUUGCUACCUAUUACAUUCACAGAUAUGUAUUAUUAAGCAUAAAUAUAAUGUAGUAGUCCUAGGCCUAAAUAAUGGUGAUUAACAUACAAGUCUGCUACCAGUCUACUCAUUUUCUGGAACAGGAUUCAUGCUUGGCUUUCCCUCCAGCCUGAAUGCGAAGCUUGUCUGAAUCCUAAUUUGUGCGUCUGUGCUGUGGGGAUAUCAGAGCAUGUCGUCGAAUCC